Marmota flaviventris (yellow-bellied marmot) is the source of this 2280-nucleotide messenger RNA. RefSeq names its product phosphoenolpyruvate carboxykinase 1 (gene Pck1). Gene Ontology annotation, cellular component: cytosol. Gene Ontology annotation, molecular function: phosphoenolpyruvate carboxykinase (GTP) activity; GTP binding; manganese ion binding. The record is from RefSeq and is a predicted model, not a curated record. NCBI's taxonomy places the organism in Eukaryota, Metazoa, Chordata, Mammalia, Rodentia, Sciuridae. Gene Ontology annotation, biological process: propionate catabolic process; cellular response to insulin stimulus; hepatocyte differentiation.
ACUGGGAACUCACGGGAAGAGCACGGAGGAGCCACCCUGGAUCUGACGGAGACCACCCAAAAGGAAGGCAGCUCUGCAGAAAUGCCUCCUCAGCUGCACAACGGCCUGGACUUCUCAGCCAAAGUCGUCCAGGGCAACCUGGACAGCCUGCCCCAGGCGGUGAGGGAAUUCGUGGAGAGCAGCGCCAAGCUGUGCCAGCCGGAGCACAUCCACAUCUGCGAUGGCUCCGAGGAGGAGAACGGACGGCUGCUGGGCCGCAUGCAGGAGGAGGGCAUCAUCAGGAAGCUGAGCAAAUACGACAACUGCUGGUUGGCUCUCACUGACCCCAGGGAUGUGGCCAGGAUUGAAAGCAAGACAGUUAUCAUUACCCAAGAGCAAAGAGACACGGUGCCCAUCCCCAAAACCGGCCUCAGCCAGCUGGGUCGCUGGAUGUCAGAAGAGGACUUUGAGAAAGCCUUCAAUGCCAGGUUCCCAGGGUGCAUGAAAGGUCGGACCAUGUACGUCAUUCCAUUCAGCAUGGGGCCCCUGGGCUCCCCGCUGGCCAAGAUCGGCAUCCAGCUGACGGACUCGCCCUACGUGGUGGCCAGCAUGCGGAUCAUGACGCGGAUGGGCACGCCUGUCCUUGAGGCCCUGGGCGACGGGGAGUUCAUCAAGUGUCUCCAUUCCGUGGGGUGUCCCCUGCCUCUCAAAAAGCCUCUGGUCAACAACUGGGCCUGCAACCCAGAGCUGACGCUCAUCGCCCACCUGCCGGACCGCAGAGAGAUCGUCUCCUUCGGAAGUGGGUACGGCGGGAACUCGCUGCUGGGGAAGAAGUGCUUUGCUCUCAGGAUAGCCAGCCGGCUGGCCAAGGAGGAAGGCUGGCUGGCAGAGCACAUGCUGAUCUUGGGCAUAACCAACCCUGCGGGUGAGAAGAAGUACCUGGCGGCAGCUUUCCCCAGCGCCUGUGGGAAGACCAACCUGGCCAUGAUGAACCCCUCCCUCCCGGGGUGGAAGAUAGAGUGUGUGGGCGACGACAUCGCCUGGAUGAAGUUUGACAACCAAGGUAACUUAAGGGCUAUCAACCCAGAAAAUGGUUUUUUUGGUGUUGCUCCUGGCACCUCCGUGAAGACAAACCCCAAUGCCAUCAAGACCAUCCAGAAGAACACCAUCUUCACCAACGUGGCCGAGACCAGUGACGGGGGCGUUUACUGGGAAGGCAUUGAUGAGCCGCUGGCCGCGGGAGUCACCAUCACCUCCUGGAAGAACAAGCAGUGGAGCCCGCAGGAUGGGGAACCUUGUGCCCAUCCCAACUCAAGGUUCUGCACUCCUGCCGGGCAGUGCCCCAUCAUCGACGCUGCCUGGGAGUCUCCGGAAGGCGUGCCCAUCGAGGGCAUCAUUUUUGGAGGCCGCAGACCUGCAGGUGUCCCUCUGGUCUACGAAGCCCUCAGCUGGCAGCAUGGUGUGCUCGUGGGCGCUGCCAUGCGAUCAGAGGCCACAGCGGCAGCAGAGCACAAAGGCAAAAUAAUCAUGCACGACCCUUUUGCCAUGAGGCCCUUUUUUGGCUACAACUUUGGCAAAUACCUGGCUCACUGGCUGAGCAUGGCCCAGCGCCCAGCAGCCAAGUUGCCCAAGAUCUUCCACGUUAACUGGUUCCGGAAAAACAAGGAAGGCAAGUUCCUCUGGCCAGGCUUUGGGGAGAACUCCAGGGUGCUCGAGUGGAUGUUCAACCGGAUCAAUGGGGAAGACAGCGCCCAGCUCACACCCAUUGGCUACAUCCCGAAGAAGGAUGCCCUGAACCUGCAAGGCCUGGGGGACAUCGACCUGGAGGAGCUCUUCGACAUCUCCAAGGAGUUCUGGGAGAAGGAAGUGGAAGACAUCGAGAGAUACUUGGAAGACCAAGUCAAUGCUGACCUCCCCUACGAAAUCAUCAGACAGGUCCUUGCACUAAAACAAAGAAUAAGCCAGAUGUAAUCAGAAGCUAAAGGCUUUAGCUUUACAAUCAUCCCUUUCCAUUCCAUAGGAUGCACUCAGAGCAAGAGAAAGUGAGUCUUCCCAAAUCGGCACCAGCAACAGCACAAUGAGCACACUGUUGAGCAGAUCAGAAAGGCACAUGUAAUUGUUCAGAUGAAAAACACAGAGACAAGGCUAGGAAUCAGGGAGAUUGGGGGAGAAAUCUUAGCAAGUCUCCAAAAAUUGCAUCCAAUGCAUGUUUUGUUCAACUUUAAGGUCAUCUGGGCAUCUAGUUGUUAAGUUUUUCCACGUUAGCUAUACCAGUUAGCUGGAAUGCACAGAAGAAAACAC